Molecule: messenger RNA, 1173 nt
Organism: Neohortaea acidophila
Lineage: Eukaryota; Fungi; Ascomycota; Dothideomycetes; Mycosphaerellales; Teratosphaeriaceae
Product: catalase-like domain-containing protein
Exons: 4
Coding region: 1-1173 (390 amino acids)
Molecular function (GO): heme binding
Source: RefSeq, a predicted model, not a curated record
AUGCCUUGCCCAGUAACUCAUACCAACGCCAAGGGCGAGAAGACCAAGGGAGAGUUCAAGCUUCCCAAAGAUGUCAAGGCAGCCGAGCAUUACAUCAAAUGGAACGCUCCGGGCGUAGAGACCAUCCCUGAAGGCGAAUCCAAGACCAUCCAGGAUGUCUCCGACCAGUUCCAGCGCCUGCAGCUGAUGAACUUCAACCAAAACAUGCAUUGCUACCGCGGCACCCACCUGAAGACUCAAGGAUGCGUUGUCGGCAAGUUCAUCGUCCACGACAACCUACCCAAGCACCUGGCCCAAGGCAUGUUCAAGACGCCCGGUGCCUACGACACCAUCCUGCGCUACUCCUCCCUCCUGCCCAAGCUCGCGCCCGACAACGCCGCUCUUCCCCGAGGUGUUGGCCUCAAGAUCUUCGGCAUCAAGGGAGAGAAGAUUUGGGGUGAAGACAAGGAGACCCAGGACUGGACCUUCAACAACUACCCCGUCCUCGAGCUUCGUACCCCCAAGGUCACCAACGAAAUCAUCGACUCGCUCGAGAGGAAUUUCGACGCGCUCGACAAGUUUGUGGGAGAGCUGGAGGCUCGCGAGGACGCCGAGGUUGCAACGGUCCCCGGGAAGCUGCCAAAACAACACAUGGUUGCCAUGCCGGAGUACUCGCAGUCUGCUUACCGCCACGGCCACUACGUUGCCAAGUACGGCCUCUUCCCCCUGAGCGAGGCGCAGAAGAAGUUGGAGGACGUCGACAUCAAAGAGACCGACCCCAUCAAUAUCCUUGCCACCGAAGCCCGCAACUUCCACCUCCACAACAAAGUCACGUACGCCUUCUGCGCGCAGCUGCUGGAGAACCUGGACGAGCAGCCCGUCGACGAUAUUGGUGUCGAGUGGGACCCCGUCAAGUACCCCUUUGUGCAAAUCGCCACGUUGGAGUUCCAGCCGCAGGACAGCUACCUGCCCGAGUUCCGGACCUGGUGGGACGACAGAAUUACUGUCAACUCGUGGCAUGGCCUGAAGGAGCAUCAGCCUCUUGGCUCCACCAACCGUAUGAGGCGUGUAGUGUACGCCGAGUCUCGCAAGCUUCGUCUGCAGGUGAAUGGCUACAAGGACUACAUUGAGCCCUCCAGCAUCAACGAAGUCCCGGUCCCGAUUCCGGCCCCACAGAUCGAUUUGAAGCAUUGA